AUGGUGAUUUGUCAGAACUGUGGUGGCCUGGUCCAGGGACCCAAUGGCACCAUCGAGAGCCCCGGCUUUCCUCAUGGUUACCCUAACUAUGCCAACUGCACCUGGAUCAUCAUCACCGGGGAGCGGAACAGGAUACAGCUGUCCUUCCACACCUUCGCCCUCGAGGAGGAUUUCGACAUCUUAUCGGUGUACGAUGGGCAGCCCCAACAAGGGAACUUGAAAGUGAGGCUGUCAGGAUUCCAGCUGCCCUCCUCCAUUGUGAGCACCGGGUCUCUCCUCACGCUCUGGUUUACCACGGACUUCGCAGUGAGCGCACAGGGUUUCAAGGCCAUGUACGAAGUCUUACCUAGCCACACGUGUGGAAACCCUGGGGAAAUAUUGAAAGGAGUCCUCCACGGAACAAGGUUCAACAUCGGCGACAAGAUCAGAUACAGCUGUCUCUCUGGCUACAUUUUGGAAGGUCAUGCCAUUCUGACUUGCAUUGUCAGCCCUGGGAAUGGUGCUUCCUGGGACUUCCCAGCUCCUUUCUGCAGAGCUGAGGGAGCCUGCGGAGGAACCCUCCGGGGAACCAGCAGUUCCAUAUCCAGCCCCCACUUCCCCUCGGAGUACGACAACAACGCUGACUGCACGUGGACCAUCCUGGCUGAGCCUGGGGAUACCAUCGCUCUUGUUUUUACUGACUUCCAGCUGGAGGAGGGCUAUGACUUCUUAGAGAUCAGCGGAACAGAAGCGCCAUCCAUCUGGCUCACAGGCAUGAACCUCCCAUCACCCGUGAUCAGCAGCAAGAACUGGCUCCGGCUCCACUUCACGUCGGACAGCAACCAUCGGCGCAAGGGGUUCAAUGCUCAGUUCCAAGUGAAAAAGGCAAUUGAACUGAAGUCCAGGGGAGUCAAGAUGCUACCGAGCAAGGACAGCAGCCACAAAAACUCUGUCUUGACCCAGGGAGGCGUGUCUCUGGUCUCUGACAUGUGUCCAGAUCCUGGAAUUCCAGACAACGGCAGAAGAGCAGGUUCUGACUUCAGCAGGGUUGGUGCCAGCGUUCAGUUCUCCUGUGAGGACAAUUAUGUGCUCCAAGGUGCCAAGGGCAUCACCUGCCAGAGAGUCACCGAGACCCUUGCAGCAUGGAGCGAUCACCGACCCAUCUGCCGAGCCAGGACAUGUGGAUCUAACCUGCGUGGGCCAAGUGGUAUCAUCACCUCCCCUAAUUAUCCCGUGCAGUAUGAAGACAAUGCUCACUGCGUAUGGGUCAUCACGACCACUGAUCCAGACAAGGUCAUCAAGCUGGCUUUUGAGGAGUUUGAGCUGGAGAGAGGGUACGACACCCUGACAGUUGGAGAUGCUGGGAAGGUGGGGGACACCAGAUCCGUUUUGUAUGUGCUCACAGGCUCCAGUGUCCCUGACCUCAUUGUGAGCAUGAGCAACCAGAUGUGGCUCCACCUGCAGUCAGACGACAGCAUCGGCUCUCCAGGGUUUAAGGCUGUGUACCAAGAAAUUGAGAAGGGAGGCUGUGGGGACCCUGGCAUCCCAGCCUAUGGGAAGCGGACUGGCAGCAGCUUCCUACACGGAGACACGCUCACCUUUGAGUGCCAGGCAGCUUUCGAGCUGGUGGGAGAACGAGUCAUCACGUGCCAAAAGAACAACCAGUGGUCAGGCAACAAGCCGAGCUGCGUGUUUUCGUGUUUCUUCAACUUCACGGCAUCCUCCGGGAUUAUUCUCUCACCAAACUACCCCGAGGAAUACGGCAACAACAUGAACUGUGUCUGGCUGAUCAUAUCUGAGCCUGGAAGCCGGAUUCACCUCAUCUUCAAUGACUUUGAUGUGGAGCCUCAGUUCGACUUCCUGGCUGUCAAAGAUGACGGAAUUUCUGACAUCACGGUCCUUGGAACCUUCUCUGGCAAUGAGGUGCCCGCGCAGCUGGCCAGCAGUGGACACAUCGUCCGCCUGGAGUUUCAAUCCGAUCACUCCACAACGGGCAGAGGGUUCAACAUCACGUACACCACAUUUGGUCAGAAUGAGUGCCACGACCCUGGCAUUCCUGUGAAUGGCCGGCGAUUUGGAGACAGGUUUCUGCUGGGAAGUUCUGUGUCCUUCCACUGUGACGACGGCUUCGUGAAGACCCAGGGUUCUGAGUCCAUCACCUGUAUCCUGCAAGAUGGGAAUGUGGUCUGGAGCUCGACUGUCCCUCGCUGUGAAGCUCCAUGUGGUGGGCACCUGACGGCUUCUAGUGGGGUCAUCUUACCUCCAGGAUGGCCAGGAUAUUACAAAGAUUCUUUAAAUUGUGAAUGGAUCAUUGAAGCAAAGCCAGGACAUUCCAUCAAAAUAACAUUUGACAGGUUCCAGACAGAAGUCAAUUACGAUACUCUGGAAGUACGGGACGGGCCAGCCAGUUCAUCCCCACUGAUCGGAGAGUACCAUGGCACGCAGGCACCGCAGUUCCUCAUUAGCACGGGCAACUAUAUGUACCUGCUCUUCACCACCGACAGCAGCCGGGCUAAUGUUGGCUUCCUCAUCCACUAUGAGAGUGUAACUCUUGAAUCUGACUCCUGCCUGGACCCGGGCAUCCCUGUAAAUGGUCAUCGGCAUGGUAGUAACUUUGGUAUCAGAUCCACGGUGACCUUCAGCUGUGACCCCGGCUAUACAAUAAGUGACGAUGAGCCUCUCAUCUGUGAGAAGAACCAUCAGUGGAACCACGCCCUGCCCAGCUGUGAUGCCCUGUGUGGAGGCUACAUUCAUGGGAAGAGUGGAACUGUCCUUUCUCCAGGAUUUCCAGACUUUUACCCAAACUCUCUGAACUGUACGUGGACCAUUGAAGUCUCUCAUGGCAAGGGAGUGCAGAUGAAUUUCCACACCUUCCAUCUCGAAAGUUCCCACGACUAUUUGCUGAUCACGGAGGACGGGAGUUUCUCGGAGCCAGUGGCCAGGCUCACUGGCUCAGUGUUGCCCCACACCAUCAAGGCUGGCUUGUUUGGAAACUUCACUGCGCAGCUCCGGUUCAUCUCUGACUUCUCCAUCUCCUAUGAGGGCUUCAACAUCACGUUUGCAGAAUAUGACCUGGAGCCCUGUGAUGACCCUGGAGUCCCUGCCUUCAGCCGCAGAAUUGGGUUCCAGUUUGGUGUGGGUGACACGCUGGCUUUCACCUGCUUCCAGGGAUACCGUUUAGAAGGUGCAACCAAGCUUACCUGCCUGGGUGGGGGACGCCGAGUGUGGAGUGCACCUCUGCCAAGGUGUGUGGCUGAAUGUGGAGCAAGUGUCAAAGGAAAUGAAGGAACAUUACUGUCUCCAAAUUUCCCAUCCAAUUACGAUAAUAACCAUGAGUGUAUCUAUAAAAUAGAAACGGAAGCCGGCAAGGGGAUCCAUCUCAGAGCUCGGACCUUUCAGCUCUUUGAAGGUGACACUCUAAAGGUUUAUGACGGAAAGGACAGUUCCUCGCGGUCACUGGGAGUCUUCACAAAAAGUGAUUUGCUGGGGCUGGUGCUAAACAGCACCUCCAACCACCUGCGGCUGGAGUUCAACACCAACGGGUCAGACACUGCCCAAGGCUUCCAGCUAACCUACACCAGCUUUGACCUGGUAAAAUGUGAGGACCCGGGCAUUCCAAACUAUGGCUACAGAAUCCGAGACGACGGCCACUUCACAGACACUGUGGUUCUCUACAGCUGCAACCCAGGCUAUGCAAUGCAUGGCAGCAAUACUCUGACAUGCCUGAGUGGGGACCGGAGGGUGUGGGACAAGCCUAUGCCUUCCUGUGUAGCGGAAUGUGGAGGUUUGAUCCAUGCAGCCACAUCAGGGCGCAUACUGUCUCCCGGCUACCCCGCCCCCUAUGACAACAACCUGCACUGCACUUGGACCAUAGAGGCUGAUCCUGGAAAGACCAUCAGUCUCCACUUCAUCGUGUUUGACACCGAGACUGCUCACGACAUCCUCAAGGUCUGGGACGGCCCCGUGGACAGCAACAUCUUGCUGAAGGAGUGGAGCGGCUCGGCCCUGCCUGAGGAUAUCCACAGCACCUUCAACUCCCUCACCCUGCAAUUUGACAGUGACUUUUUCAUCAGCAAGUCUGGCUUCUCCAUCCAGUUUUCCACAUCCAUCGCGUCCACCUGCAAUGACCCUGGAAUGCCCCAGAAUGGUACCCGCUAUGGUGACAGCCGGGAACCUGGAGAUACCAUCACCUUCCAGUGUGACCCUGGAUACCAGCUCCAAGGACAAGCCAAAAUCACCUGUGUGCAGCUAAACAGCCGCUUCUUCUGGCAGCCAGACCCCCCUUCGUGCAUAGCGGCUUGCGGUGGGAAUCUGACGGGCCCGGCAGGAGUGAUUUUAUCCCCUAACUACCCACAGCCGUACCCUCCUGGGAAGGAGUGUGACUGGAGAAUUAAGGUGAACCCGGACUUUGUCAUUGCCUUGAUAUUCAAAAGUUUUAGCAUGGAACCAAGCUAUGACUUCCUGCACAUCUACGAAGGGGAGGACUCCAACAGCCCUCUGAUUGGAAGCUUCCAGGGCUCGCAAGCGCCGGAGAGGAUUGAGAGCAGUGGCAACAGCCUCUUCCUGGCCUUCAGGAGCGAUGCUUCGGUUGGCCUGUCAGGGUUUGCCAUUGAAUUUAAAGAGAAGCCCCGUGAAGCUUGCUUCGAUCCUGGGAACAUAAUGAAUGGGACGAGAAUUGGAACUGACUUUAAGCUGGGCUCCACAGUUACCUAUCAGUGUGACUCUGGCUACAAGAUUGUGGACCCUUCAUCCAUUGAGUGUGUGACAGGAGCUGAUGGGAAACCCUCUUGGGACCGGGCGCUGCCUGCCUGUCAAGCACCCUGUGGAGGCCAGUACGCGGGAUCCGAGGGGGUCGUGUUGUCCCCAAACUACCCUCACAACUACACAGCUGGUCAGAUAUGCAUCUACUCCAUCACGGUGCCCAAGGAAUUCGUGGUAUUUGGACAGUUUGCCUACUUCCAGACUGCGCUGAACGACUUGGCUGAGCUGUUUGAUGGAACCCACCCACAGGCCAGGCUUCUAAGCUCUCUCUCUGGGUCCCAUUCAGGUGAGACACUCCCGCUGGCUACAUCCAAUCAGAUUCUACUUCGGUUCAGUGCAAAGAGUGGAGCGUCUGCCCGGGGUUUUCACUUUGUCUACCAAGCCGUUCCACGCACCAGCGACACACAGUGCAGUUCUGUCCCAGAGCCCAGAUAUGGGAGGAGGAUCGGCUCCGAGUUCUCUGCAGGUUCCAUAGUUCGAUUUGAGUGUAACCCGGGCUACCUGCUCCAAGGUUCCACGGCCAUCCGCUGCCAGUCCGUGCCAAACGCCUUGGCCCAGUGGAAUGACACCAUCCCAAGCUGUGUAGUUCCAUGCAGUGGCAAUUUCACUCAGAGGAGAGGGACGAUUCUGUCCCCAGGCUACCCUGAGCCCUAUGGUAACAACUUAAACUGCGUGUGGAAGAUCAUAGUGACGGAGGGCUCGGGGAUCCAGAUUCAAGUGAUCAGCUUCGCCACAGAACAGAACUGGGACUCCCUGGAGAUCCAUGAUGGGGGAGACAUGACAGCCCCAAGACUGGGCAGCUUCUCAGGUACGACAGUGCCCGCGCUGCUCAACAGCACUUCCAACCAGCUCUGCCUGCACUUCCAGUCAGACAUCAGCGUUGCUGCCGCCGGCUUUCACCUGGAAUACAAAACUGUGGGUCUGGCUGCAUGCCAGGAGCCUGUUCUCCCGAGCAAUGGCAUCAAGAUAGGAGACCGGUACAUGGUGAACGAUGUGCUCUCCUUCCAGUGCGAGCCCGGGUACACCUUGCAGGGCCGCUCACACAUUUCCUGCAUGCCAGGGACUGUACGUCGCUGGAAUUAUCCUUCCCCCUUGUGUAUUGCCACCUGUGGAGGGACACUGACCAGCAUGAGUGGAGUGAUCCUGAGCCCAGGGUUCCCAGGCUCGUACCCCAACAACUUGGACUGCACCUGGAAAAUAUCGCUGCCCAUUGGCUAUGGUGCACACAUCCAGUUUCUGAAUUUCUCAACUGAAGCCAACCAUGACUACCUGGAGAUCCAGAAUGGCCCCUACCCCAGCAGUCCAAUGAUGGGCCAGUUCAGUGGCCCUGACCUGCCUGCAUCGCUGCUGAGCACCACACAUGAAACCCUCAUCCGUUUCUAUAGUGACCACUCACAGAACCGGCAAGGAUUUAAACUCAGUUACCAAGCUUACGAGUUACAGAACUGCCCGGACCCACCUGCGUUCCAGAAUGGAUUCAUGAUCAACUCAGAUUACAGCGUGGGUCAGUCCAUCUCCUUCGAGUGCUACCCGGGCUACAUCUUGCUGGGCCACCCUGUGCUCACCUGCCAGCAUGGCACUGACAGAAACUGGAACUACCCUUUCCCGCGAUGUGACGCUCCCUGUGGGUAUAAUGUGACAUCACAGAAUGGUACCAUUUAUUCCCCUGGGUUUCCGGAUGAGUACCCGAUUCUGAAGGACUGCCUAUGGCUGAUCACUGUCCCUGCAGGGCACGGAGUGUACAUCAACUUCACCUUGCUGCAGACCGAAGCCGUGAAUGACUACAUCGCUGUCUGGGAUGGUCCUGACCAGAAUUCGCCUCAGCUCGGAGUCUUCAGUGGAAACACCGCCCUUGAGACAGCAUACAGCUCCACCAACCAGGUCCUGCUCAAAUUCCACAGUGAUUUCUCCAAUGGAGGCUUCUUUGUCCUCAACUUUCAUGCAUUCCAGCUGAAGCGAUGCCCACCUCCCCCAGCAGUGCCACAGGCUGACCUGCUAACAGAAGAUGAGGACUUUGACAUAGGGGACUUCGUGAAGUACCAGUGCCACCCUGGGUACACGCUGUCUGGGAGCGACACGCUGACAUGCAAACUUAGUUCACAGCUCCAGUUCCAAGGCUCUCCGCCCACCUGUGAAGCACAAUGCCCAGCCAAUGAAGUACGAACGGAAUCUUCUGGGGUGAUCCUCAGCCCGGGGUAUCCAGGCAACUAUUUUAACUCCCAGACGUGCGCUUGGAGUAUUAAAGUGGAGCCAGACUUUAACAUUACUCUCUUUGUGGACACAUUCCAAAGUGAAAAGCAAUUUGAUGCCCUCGAAGUAUUUGAUGGUUCUUCUGGACAAAGUCCUCUGUUAGUAGUCUUAAGUGGGAACCACACUGAACAAUCCAAUUUUACCAGCAGAAGUAACCAUCUAUACCUCCGCUGGUCUACGGACCAUGCAACCAGCAAGAAAGGCUUCAAGAUUCGCUAUGCAGCUCCUUACUGCAGUCUCACCUCUACGCUGAAGAAUGGUGGCAUUUUAAAUAAAACUACAGGGACAUUGGGGAGCAAGGUCCAUUACUUCUGCAAGCCUGGAUAUCGAAUGAUUGGCCACAGCAAUGCAACCUGCAGGCGGAACCCCGUGGGUGUGUACCAGUGGGACUCGAUCGCACCGCUUUGCCAGGCGGUGUCCUGUGGAAUUCCAGAGGCUCCAGGAAACGGCUCAUUCACGGGCAAUGAGUUCACUUUGGACAGUAAAGUGACAUACGAAUGUAAUGAAGGCUUCAAGCUGGAUGCCAGUCAGCAAGCCACUGCUGUGUGUCAGGAGGAUGGCCUGUGGAGCAACAGAGGGAGGCCACCCACGUGCAGACCGGUACCCUGCCCCAGCAUCGAAGGCCAGCUGUCAGAGCAUGUGCUCUGGAGGCUGGUGUCGGGGUCACUGAACGAAUACGGAGCUCAGGUUCUCCUCAGCUGCAGCCCUGGCUACUUCUUGCAGGGUCAGAGGCUCUUGCAGUGCCAAGCCAAUGGGACCUGGAACACAGAGGAAGACCGACCCAGAUGCAAAGUCAUCUCCUGUGGAAGCCUGUCCUUUCCCCCCAAUGGUAACAAGAUAGGGACACUCACUGUGUACGGAGCCACCGCCAUCUUCACCUGCAACACCGGCUACACACUCGUGGGCUCCCAUGUCCGGGAGUGCUUGGCCAAUGGUCUCUGGAGUGGAUCGGAAACGAGGUGUCUGGCGGGUCAUUGUGGCUCUCCAGACCCCAUUGUGAAUGGCCACAUCAGCGGCGACGGCUUCAGCUACAGGGACACAGUGGUCUACCAGUGCAACCCCGGGUUCCGGCUCGUGGGCACCUCUGUGAGGAUUUGCCUGCAGGACCACAAGUGGUCGGGGCAGACCCCUGUUUGUGUCCCCAUCACAUGCGGACACCCGGGAAAUCCUGCCCAUGGGCUCACCAAUGGCAGCGAGUUCAACUUGAACGACCUCGUGAAUUUCACCUGUCACACGGGCUACUUGUUGCAGGGUGCCUCCAGGGCCCAGUGUCGGAGCAAUGGCCAGUGGAGCAGCCCCUUGCCUAUCUGUCGAGUGGUAAACUGUUCAGAUCCUGGGUUUGUGGAAAACGCAGUUCGCCAUGGACAGCAGACCUUUCCGGAGAUCUUCGAAUAUGGGAUGAGCGUGAUGUACCACUGCAAGAAGGGGUUCUACCUGCUGGGGUCUUCCGCCCUGACCUGUAUGGCAAACGGCUUGUGGGAUCGCUCCUUGCCCAAGUGUCUGGCUAUAUCGUGUGGGCAUCCUGGGGUUCCUGCUAAUGCUGUCCUCACUGGAGAUCUGUUUACAUACGGAGCCACAGUCCAGUACUCCUGCAAAGGGGGCCAGACCCUCACAGGCAACAGCACGAGAGUCUGCCAAGAAGACAGUCACUGGAGUGGAGCCCUUCCCCAUUGCUCAGGAAACAGUCCUGGAUUCUGUGGUGAUCCAGGGACCCCUGCACAUGGGUCUCGCCUUGGGGAUGAGUAUAAGACAAAGAGUCUUCUGCGUUUCUCCUGUGAGAUGGGACACCAACUGCGGGGCUCUGCAGAGCGCACGUGCCUGGUGAACGGUUCAUGGUCAGGAGUACAGCCUGUGUGUGAAGCAGUAUCCUGUGGAAAUCCUGGCACCCCCACCAAUGGGAUGAUCCUCAGCAGCGAUGGGAUCCUUUUCUCCAGCUCCGUCAUCUACGCCUGCUGGGAAGGCUACAAAACCUCGGGGCUCACGACUCGGCACUGCACGGCCAACGGGACCUGGACGGGCACAGCACCGGACUGUACAAUCAUCAGUUGUGGGGAUCCUGGCACCCUGCCCAACGGCAUCCAGUUUGGGACAGACUUCACGUUCAACAAGACCGUGAGCUAUCAAUGCAACCCCGGCUACCUGAUGGAACCCCCAGUAUCACCCACCAUCCGCUGCACCAAAGAUGGCACGUGGAAUCAGAGCAGGCCCAUCUGCAAAGCUGUCCUAUGCAGUCAGCCUCCUCUGGUGCCACACGGGAAGGUGGAGGGAUCAGACUUCCGCUGGGGUGCCAGCAUAAGCUACAGUUGUGUGGAUGGCUACCAGCUCUCCCACUCGGCCAUCCUGUCCUGUGAAGGGCGUGGCGUGUGGAAAGGAGAAGUCCCUCAGUGCUUGCCUGUGUUCUGUGGCGAUCCUGGCACUCCUGCCGAUGGACGGCUCAGCGGGAAAAGCUUCACCUUUAAGUCUGAGGUUUUCAUCCAGUGCAAACCUCCGUUCAUAUUGGUGGGGUCCUCCAGGAGAACCUGCCAGGCGGACGGAACGUGGAGCGGAGUCCAGCCCACUUGUAUAGAUCCAGCCCACACCGCUUGCCCAGACCCUGGCACUCCCCACUUUGGAAUCCAGAAUAGCUCUAAAGGAUAUGAGGUUGGAAGCACCGUGUUCUUCAGAUGUAGGAAGGGUUACCACAUCCAAGGCUCCACCACACGGACCUGCCUUGCAAACCUCACAUGGAGUGGGAUCCAGACAGAGUGUAUACCCCAUGCCUGCCGGCAGCCAGAAACCCCAGCACACGCAGAUGUGAGAGCCAUCGAUCUUCCAGCCUUUGGCUACACUUUAGUCUACACCUGCCAUCCGGGAUUUUUCCUUGCUGGUGGAUCUGAACACAGGACGUGUAAGGCCGAUAUGAAGUGGACAGGGAAAUCACCGGUCUGUAAAAGUAAAGGAGUGAGAGAAGUUAAUGAAACAGUUACUAAAACUCCAGUUCCUUCUGAUGUGUUUUUCAUCAAUUCGGUAUGGAAGGGAUAUUACGAAUAUUUGGGAAAAAGGCAGCCUGCAACUCUCACUGUGGACUGGUUCAAUGCAACCAGCAGCAAGGUGAAUGCAACCUUCGCCGCAGCCUCACAAGUGCAGCUGGAGCUGACAGGGGUCUACAAGAAGGAAGAGGCACACCUACUUUUGAAAGCUUUUCAUAUCAAAGGCCCAGCAGAUAUUUUCGUGAGCAAGUUUGAAAAUGACAACUGGGGACUCGAUGGUUAUGUGUCCUCAGGACUUGAGAGAGGGGGAUUCUCCUUUCAGGGUGACAUACAUGGAAAAGACUUUGGGAAAUUCAAGCUGGAAAGACAAGAUCCUUCCAACUCAGAUGCAGAUUCUUCGAAUCAUUACCAGGGCACCAGCAGUGGCUCCGUGGCAGCUGCAAUUCUCGUUCCCUUCUUUGCUCUAAUUUUAUCAGGGUUUGCAUUUUACCUCUACAAACACAGAACAAGACCAAAAGUUCAAUAUAAUGGCUACGCAGGCCACGAGAACAGUAAUGGACAAGCUUCAUUUGAAAAUCCCAUGUAUGAUACAAACUUAAAACCCACAGAGGCCAAGGCUGUGAGGUUUGACACGACUCUGAACACAGUGUGUACAGUGGUAUAGCCCUCAGUGCCCCCUAGGACCAAUUCAUAGCCAUACCUCUGAUGGACAAGCAGUAAAAUCCUUUGGUGCCAUAUACCACCCUCCCUUCUACUCUUGCCUUGCUGCAGCAACCUUGGCCAUCAUCUGCUGGCAUAACACAGUGGGA
This is a messenger RNA of Alexandromys fortis (reed vole), 10768 nucleotides long. RefSeq names its product CUB and Sushi multiple domains 1 (gene Csmd1). Lineage: Eukaryota; Metazoa; Chordata; Mammalia; Rodentia; Cricetidae. The record is from RefSeq and is a predicted model, not a curated record. The transcript has 71 exons. The coding region runs from base 1 to 10623 and encodes 3540 amino acids.